This is a messenger RNA of Poeciliopsis prolifica (blackstripe livebearer), 1543 nucleotides long. It is a transcript of the gene masp2, whose product is annotated as MBL associated serine protease 2. The record is from RefSeq and is a predicted model, not a curated record. Bases 53 to 949 code for a protein of 298 amino acids. NCBI's taxonomy places the organism in Eukaryota, Metazoa, Chordata, Actinopteri, Cyprinodontiformes, Poeciliidae. Gene Ontology annotation, molecular function: serine-type endopeptidase activity; calcium ion binding. The transcript is spliced from 6 exons.
GUCAGAGUAAACUGUUCCAAAACAGGCAGCGUCUCAGGGCUGUGAAGCGAACAUGACCAGUGGCAUCUGUGCAUUUGCCCUGUCUUUCCUCCUUGGUUUCUCACUGAGUGUGGAAAUGACCGGGUUAUACGGCAGCUUCGCCUCCCCUGGAUUCCCGCAGCCAUACCCCAACAACCAGCUCGUGGUGUGGAACAUAACCGCUCCGCACGGCCACCGCAUCAAGCUCUACUUCACCCACUUCAGCUUGGAGCCCUCCAAUCAGUGUGAGUACGACCACAUCCAGGUUUUGGCGGAAGGGAAUGAAACCCUGCGGUUCUGCGGCGAGGAGGAGAAGAACCACGAGAGCACCCCCAGGAACACCAUCAUCAUGUCAGCCGGGAACGUCAUGUCGGUGGUGUUUAGGAGUGACUACUCUAACGAAGGCCGAUUCACUGGCUUCCAAGCGUUUUACACCUCAGAAGAUAUCAACGAGUGCCUAUUCAGGGUAGAUGGCGAGCGAGUGUGUGACCAUUUCUGCCACAAUUACAUUGGCGGCUAUUACUGCACGUGCAAGCAGGGACACCUUCUCCAUGACAACAAGAGAUCCUGCACAGUGCCCUGCAAAAGCCAGGUGUUGACGUCAGAAUCUGGAGCUCUCACUAGUCCUGGCUACCCAAACCCCUAUCCACCCAUGAGCCAGUGCGAUCACACCAUCAGUCUGCCAGAGGGCUCCAGAAUCAUUCUCCACUUUUUGGAACCUUUUGACAUUGAGGGACACCCUGAAGCCCCCUGUCCAUAUGAUAUGCUCAAGAUUUCAACAACUGGACAAGAGUAUGGGCCGUUCUGUGGCUUGACACCACCAGACUCUAUUGAUACCGGAAGUUACCAAGUGCAUGUGGUGUUCAGGUCUGACUCUACUGGGAAAAACAAGGGGUGGAAGAUCAAAUACACCAGCACCAAAGCUGAAUAGCUAUCAUAACUUCAAAACUGAUGGCUUCCUGUCUGGAUAUUUUCCUCUGCAAGUUUUAAGAUGUUUUUUUUAUUUUUUUAUUUUGCUAUUAAUAAUUAUAACAGUCUUUAAGUUUUGUUCUUUUUUUCUGACUUUUUGAACCACUACAAUGACAAUUAAAUGCACGUCACCUGCAAUUUCAAUUACACCUCUUAAUUUUUACUUUUUAGUAAAAAUUUGAGUAGUACGCAAUUGUUUUGAAAAAGUGGAAGCUCAGUUAUUUUGGGAGUUUAAAAAAUAUUAAGGUGGUCAUGCAUUUGUGUUCAACCCAGUUUUAUGUACAAUUACAGAAGAGCCCUUUAUUUACAGUCAAGUGAGUUUUAAAGGUAUUUAUUCUGAGUUCGGCUGUUCUGUUCAGGCUACCGAAGACCAGGAAACAGCACAUAGGACUGGACUAAAGUUGUGGAGAAGUUUAAAGAAAUGUUAGGUGACAAAAAGAAUUCUGAGUGUCCGAUCCAUCAGCCAUGUAUGCCCAUAGAUCAGGGAUUUUCACCUACAAGGAAAAGGCAAAACAAGUAUUUACCUGAAAAACAGCCAAUAAAUAAAAAACGCAAU